UCAAACUUUUUAAUUCAGGCAAGAACACGGUCAGCUGAAGCGGGUCCUUCUACUGGAGGUGACAUUCAGUCGGCUAGCAGGCACGGUUAGCAUCGACUAACACUUCGACAUGGCACAAGCUGUGCAGAAACUGGUCGCUAAAGUCCCGACGUUGGUCGGCGCCGCUGUCACCUACUCCAAACCUCGACUAGCAACGUUCUGGUACUAUGCCCGUGUUGAACUUGUCCCCCCCAGCCCUGCUGAGAUUCCUAAGGCCAUCGAGGGAGCCUCUAACCUCAUCAAAGCUUUCCAGGCAGGACGUCUUGGCCAAACCACAGUGAAGGAUGCUCUGAGAAAUGGACUUGUGGCCACUGAAGUUUUGAUGUGGUUCUACAUUGGAGAAUGCAUUGGCAAAGGAGGCAUCAUUGGUUAUAAUGUCUGAUUUCUUUUGGACUUUUCUUUUCUCAAGCAUUAUAUGCUGAACCUACUACAAGAAUUCUGGGAACCAAUUAACAAAUGUCUAUUAAUAAAGAUGGACUUGUGUUCUGUC
Messenger RNA from Betta splendens (Siamese fighting fish), 529 nucleotides. RefSeq names its product ATP synthase, H+ transporting, mitochondrial F0 complex, subunit g (gene atp5mg). The record is from RefSeq and is a predicted model, not a curated record. NCBI's taxonomy places the organism in Eukaryota, Metazoa, Chordata, Actinopteri, Anabantiformes, Osphronemidae. Gene Ontology annotation, biological process: proton motive force-driven ATP synthesis. Bases 110 to 421 code for a protein of 103 amino acids. Gene Ontology annotation, molecular function: proton transmembrane transporter activity. The transcript has 3 exons.